CUCUCUCGCUCGGCUUUCUCCCAGCAUCACUGAGUUGCCGACUAGUGAGCAUCUUUCUCGCUCGUCUCUUUCUCGGUGCCCAAUUAACCAUUCUUCUCAACAAGAUGACUGCCAAUGAAGUUCCCUCUGGUUUUUCUUGCUCAGGUGUUUCGAAUUGCUAUGUCUUCAAAAGCCGGUUGCAGGAAUAUGCUCAGAAAUACAAGCUUCCAACGCCUAUUUAUGAGACUGUCAAGGAAGGCCCUUCCCACAAAUCUAUAUUUCAGUCGACAGUGAUAGUCGACGGUGUCAGAUAUGAUUCCUUGCCUGGAUUCUUCAACCGUAAGGCUGCCGAGCAAUCAGCUGCCGAGGUCGCUCUCCAAGAAUUAGCCAAAUCCAGUGAGCUAAGCCAAUGUGUCUCACUACCUGUUCACGAGAUGGGUUUAUGCAAGAACCUUCUUCAAGAGUACGCUCAAAAGAUGAACUACGCUAUUCCACUGUACCAGUGCCAAAAGAGCGAGACUCCUCCCGGGAGAGCUCCACAGUUCACAUGUACCGUAGAGAUCGGAGGCAUAAAGUACACAGGAGCUGCGACAAAAACCAAAAGAGAAGCCGAGAUAAGCGCUGGAAGAACAGCUCUCAUAGCGAUCCAGUCAGAAUCCAAAAUCGACCUCGCCAACCACAGCACUCACCUCACCGUGCUUCCUUGUGAAAAGAAGACGGUGGAGGUAGCAAGCCCACAAGCGAAAGAAACCAUCAAGACUCCAAAAGCCAGGAGGGCUCAGUUCAAAAGGAAGGCUAAGAAAGGAAAGCGCAAAGUAGCAGCUAAGGAACUUGAAGAUAGCACCAUCAUCCCCCCUCCUCCUCAACCUACAGAGCAUUGUCAAAACGACCAGGCAGAGAUUGUUGUUGAGAAAACGCUAAACCUGGAACAACCUUCUUUGUUCAUGAAUGGAUUUAAGGAGGAGGCAGAAGCAUUUGCGAGUGUGGUGGAGACAGAAGCAAGCCAAGCAUAAAGUCUUGUCUUUUGUGAGUGUGUGUGUGAUUGUAGUUGUUUAUGAUAGCCAUUUUUUAUAACUUAUAAUUGGUGUUGAGACAGGUUGAUGAUUGAGAAGUGAGAAAAAUACCUCUUGGGUCUGUUCCAAGUAGUGUUUCUUUGUUGUAGUAUUAAGAUACAUGAGGUUACUUUGGUUAUGAACAGAAAGGUCUUUGUCUACAACGCCAUUUUGAGAGAUGCUUCAGAAGUAAUAGUUUGGGUUUAAUUUGAGUUUUA
Molecule: messenger RNA, 1249 nt
Organism: Raphanus sativus (radish)
Lineage: Eukaryota; Viridiplantae; Streptophyta; Magnoliopsida; Brassicales; Brassicaceae
Product: double-stranded RNA-binding protein 1
Exons: 3
Coding region: 105-992 (295 amino acids)
Biological process (GO): rRNA processing; regulation of gene expression
Cellular component (GO): nucleus
Molecular function (GO): ribonuclease III activity; double-stranded RNA binding
Source: RefSeq, a predicted model, not a curated record